Molecule: messenger RNA, 849 nt
Organism: Otolemur garnettii (small-eared galago)
Lineage: Eukaryota; Metazoa; Chordata; Mammalia; Primates; Galagidae
Gene: TIMM9
Product: translocase of inner mitochondrial membrane 9
Exons: 5
Coding region: 193-462 (89 amino acids)
Source: RefSeq, a predicted model, not a curated record
CCGCUCGGAUCGUGAUCUUGUGCCCCGGACUGGACCGCAGCGCAGCCCUCCAGCCUUGUCCUGGCGUCAGAAGCGAGAACCUGUGCUGAAGUAAGAAACACCCUCACUGGAGACAUUCAAAGAUUGGACUUUUCCAGAACAGAAAGGAAGCUCAUGCAUCAGAAAAGGUGACUAAUAAACGUCCAAAAGAAUAUGGCUGCACAAAUACCAGAAUCUGAUCAGAUCAAACAGUUUAAGGAAUUCCUUGGGACCUACAAUAAACUUACAGAAACCUGCUUUCUGGACUGUGUUAAAGACUUCACCACAAGAGAAGUAAAACCUGAAGAGACCACCUGUUCAGAACAUUGCUUACAGAAAUAUUUAAAAAUGACACAAAGGAUAUCCAUGAGAUUUCAAGAAUAUCAUAUUCAGCAGAAUGAAGCUCUGGCAGCCAAAGCUGGACUCCUUGGCCAGCCACGAUAGAUAUAAAAGUCCUGAUGGAUGGAUUUUCAUGAGAGAUUGCCAAGCGCUGCUGCCCUGGAGAUGAGGGUUCAUCUGAGGGAGUCCCCUGAGAGCAGUGGCCACCGUGUCAAACCAUCUGUCAUGAGUAUUUGGCAAGCAGAAGCCACUGGAGAAGCCAAGUUGCUAUUUACCAGGAAUAAUCAAAAUAGGUCUUAUUAUUCAGUGAAAAUAAUAAGAUGCAACAUUUAUUGAGGCCUUAAGAUUCAGCAGUUUGGUCACUUGAUUAGAAAAAUAAACCAUUGUUUCUUCAAUUGUGACUGUUAAUUUUAAAGCAAAAUAUGUGUUGAAUCAUGUAUGAGAUAGAAAAGAAUUUAUUACUAAAAGCAAAAUAAAUGGAAAUAUCACUGA